Sesamum indicum (sesame) is the source of this 753-nucleotide messenger RNA. Its product is annotated as dehydration-responsive element-binding protein 1A. Lineage: Eukaryota; Viridiplantae; Streptophyta; Magnoliopsida; Lamiales; Pedaliaceae. Gene Ontology annotation, molecular function: DNA binding; DNA-binding transcription factor activity. Gene Ontology annotation, biological process: regulation of DNA-templated transcription. The record is from RefSeq and is a predicted model, not a curated record.
AGAAAGCCAAAAUUACUGUAUUUCAUUUUGUUGAGAUAUAUGCAUAUGGAUUUUGGCGACGACGUCGUCCAAUCUUCAACUUCAUCUUCUUCACAACAACCUGAAAAUGUGCUAUCUCCCACUACUCCUCCAUUCAAGCACAAGAAAAGGGCUGGCCGGAAGAUAUUCAAGGAGACGCGCCACCCCGUCUACAAAGGAGUACGCCGGAAGAGCGAAGUCCGCGAGCCCAACAAGAAAUCAAGAAUAUGGCUCGGGACAUUCCCCGACCCGGAGACGGCAGCCAUCGCGCACGACGUGGCGGCACUAGCACUGCGUGGAGAGAACGCGCCUCUCAACUUCCCGGACUCGGCCCGUCUCCUCCCCCGGGCUCCAUCGUCCUCCCAUCAAGACAUUCAACGGGCCGCUCUCGAAGCUGCUAUGAGUUCGGGUGGGAAACCAUUGCUGGGGACUCAUCGGCAGGCUUUUGAUCAAACCCGUACUGUUUCUGUUGAAAACGGGACGGAGAGGGCUUCCGAAGGUAAUGAAUCGGGCCGGGUGGGGUUCGUGGACGAGGAGGCGAUGUUUAACAUGCCGGUUUUGCUGGAUAGCUUGGCGGAGGGAUUGCUUCUCACUCCAUUAGCUAUGUCGGAAGGAUUCAGCUGGAGCCGUGAUGAAGUUGAUGACGAUGUUGAGCUCCACCUCUGGGCUUGAACUAUGAUUUGAAUUAUUGUUUCACAUAAAUGACGAGUUACAUAAAAUUUGUCAUAAUUAUAA